CGCCAGACCGUCGUGUCACAACGAGACUAUGCAGGCAUGGAAGGCAUUAUAGAUCAUCUCGGUAUCCUUCUCAUCGAGGCUUCGGCCUUCGACGAUGCUGCGGCCAGGCAGGCGCUGCGAGAGAGCAUCUCGUUACAGUCUCGCACUGAUCAAGAGCUAGCCGAGCUGCCCUCGGAAGCAGUCACAAAGCUAUGCAUGCUAGCCCUUUUUGCGAAUACGCAUUGCGAGUAUGGUCGACUUGUAAGCAAAACAGUCACUGUCAGCCUAAUGCAAACCUCGGACCUGCUCUCAUCGCAUAAUUCAACGAAGGCACCCACGCAUCACUCCCUCAUCAGCUCGCCCAAGUCAUCGCAAACGGGAGCAGACCUCAUAGACUAUACACCAUGGCGUCAGUGGAUUCUCGACCACCUCGCUUGGCCAUUCCCAAAGCCAGAAAACAAGCAUGCGAUGGUAUGCCUCAUCAAUGGCCACACAACCGUCAAGCGUCUUCAGACCUGGCUCGUCAAUGCUCGUCGUCGUUCGGGCUGGAAUACGUUCUACAAGACGCAUGCAAAGAGCAAGCAGGAGCUCAUGAAGGCACUUGUCAAGGCAAUCGAAUCUGACAAGUCGGGCGUCAAACCUCAAGCACGCAAGGACUACUUUGCCGUCAAGCAGUUCUUCGCUUCGGGCGGUCGUGAUACUGUGGCACCUUGGCUCGAGAACCUCAUUGCCGAAUCGCAAGUGGCUAGUGCCCGCCCGAUGAUCAUGUCGCGCGCAUCGCAAGACUCGUCAGAUUCGGGUCGCUUCACAGAGCUCACCAAUGCGCCCAUUACGCCUACCUUCAGCAUCGAUACCUGGCCCAGUCCUUCGCACGCCUCCCAGGGUGUCACACCUUCGCCCGUCGACGCUCGGCCUUUCGAAAGCGACUGGCUAGACGUACCUGAACGUCGCGCUCCGUCUGGUCGAACUGCUCGUGUAGACUAUAGCACGCUCGAUCGUUCGCCGUCGCCUCUGUCGGAUCUGUCUGAUGCGGCCAGCGAAUACGAAGAGGAGCGCGUUGUUUGCGCUUCUACCUGGCUGCGCGAGAACGAGAUCCGCACACCUAUGCUGACUAACUACGACCGCAAGAAUCUCACCCCUAUGUAUACCUCAAACGCUGGUCGUCACUGAGCUAUCCUUCACGCGCUGUCGCCCUCGCAACCUCACAUUCGCACUACAUAUCGCAUCCUCGCAUCCUCGCAAAUCACUCGCAGCCUAUCGUUGUACAAUCUAUUGCAUGCAUUCUCAGUUCUAUCACUCCUACAGAGUGAUCAGAUC
Mixia osmundae IAM 14324 is the source of this 1296-nucleotide messenger RNA. RefSeq lists its product as uncharacterized. Lineage: Eukaryota; Fungi; Basidiomycota; Mixiomycetes; Mixiales; Mixiaceae. Gene Ontology annotation, biological process: regulation of DNA-templated transcription. The transcript is spliced from 2 exons. Gene Ontology annotation, molecular function: DNA binding. The record is from RefSeq and is a predicted model, not a curated record. The coding region runs from base 37 to 1149 and encodes 370 amino acids.